This is a messenger RNA of Oryctolagus cuniculus (rabbit), 1241 nucleotides long. The record is from RefSeq and is a predicted model, not a curated record. Lineage: Eukaryota; Metazoa; Chordata; Mammalia; Lagomorpha; Leporidae.
UCCUGUUAUUCCUCUGAAGGCAGAAGUAAUAAGCAGAGUGUGCUUGGCCAGAAGAGUGAAAGGCCAUGGAUCCCAAGCAUCAGUGUAUGGCAUUAAAUGAUGGUCACUUCAUUCCUGUACUUGGACUUGGCACCUAUGCACCUGAAGAGGUUCCUAAGAGUAAGGCUGGGGAAGCCACCAAAAUAGCUAUAGAUGUUGGUUACCGCCACAUUGAUGCUGCUUAUUUGUACCAAAAUGAAGAGGAAGUAGGCCUGGGCAUCCGAAGCAAAAUUGCAGAUGGCACUGUGAAGAGAGAAGACAUAUUCUAUACUUCAAAGCUUUGGUGCACUUUCCUUCGACCAGAGAUGGUCAGACCAGCCUUGGAAAAGUCACUGCAAAAACUUCAACUGGACUAUGUUGAUCUCUAUAUUAUUCAUUUCCCAGCAGCUCUGAAGCCUGGGGAGGACAUUAUUCCAACAGAUGAAAACGGAAAAUUAAUAUUUGACAAAGUGGAUCUCCGUGCCACUUGGGAGGCCAUGGAAAAGUGCAAGGAUGCAGGACUGACCAAGUCCAUCGGGGUGUCCAACUUCAACCGCAGGCAGUUGGAGAUGAUUCUCAAGAAGCCAGGGCUGAAGUACAAACCCGUCUGCAACCAGGUGGAAUGCCAUCCUUAUCUCAACCAGAACAAACUGUUGGAAUACUGCAAGUCCAAAGACAUUGUUCUGGUUGCUUAUAGUGCUCUGGGAUCACAUCGAGAAUCAAGAUGGGUGGACAAGAGCACCCCAGCUGUCUUGGAAGAUCCAGUCAUCUGUGCCCUGGCAAAAAAGCACAAGCGAAGUCCAGCCCUGAUUGCCCUUCGCUACCAGCUGCAGCGUGGGGUUGUGGUCCUGGCCAAGAGUUUCACUGAGAAGCGAAUCAAAGAAAAUUUUCAGGUUUUUGAAUUCCAGUUGUCUUCAGAGGACAUGAAUGCACUGGAUGGCCUCAACCAAAAUAUCCGGUAUUUUGCGGCUGAUUUCACUUCUGAACACCCAGAGUUCCCAUUUUCUGAUGAAUAUUAACACAGAGGCCUUUCCCAUGUUUCAACCACGAGCUCCUGUAAGUGGAUCAUGAUGCCAGAGACAUCUCAGACGCUGGUGACUGGGCGCCUCUCUUCUUGUUAAUCUUUGCUGCUUAGCAGCCUACACUCAGCUAGAGCUACAUCCAUCAUGUCAGUGAAAUGUUGUCAAUUAAUGAAAAAUAAAAUGUUGACUUAUUAAAGAUUA